Messenger RNA from Daucus carota subsp. sativus, 3606 nucleotides. RefSeq lists its product as uncharacterized. Gene Ontology annotation, molecular function: zinc ion binding; nucleic acid binding. Gene Ontology annotation, biological process: DNA integration. The record is from RefSeq and is a predicted model, not a curated record. Lineage: Eukaryota; Viridiplantae; Streptophyta; Magnoliopsida; Apiales; Apiaceae. The transcript has 5 exons. Bases 1 to 3606 code for a protein of 1201 amino acids.
AUGAGGAUGCAUCUGCUCUCUUUAGAUCCCAGCUACAUCAAUUGUAUUGAGAAAGGACCACAUGUUCCAGUCAAAAUCAACACUGCUCUGAGACUUGAUGGAAGUGAAAGAGAAGAUGUUGAAGUGCCUAAAAAUCGCUCUGAGUUUACUGAAGAAGAUGAGAAAGAGGUGCAGAAGGAUAACAAGGCCAUGAAUAUCCUAUUCAAUGGUAUUGAUGAUGAUAUGUUUGAUAGUGUUAUCAACUGUCCUACUGCAAAAGAAGUGUGGGACACUAUUCAAACUUUAUGUGAAGGCACUGAUCAGCUGUAUGGUAGAGUCUAUAUGGUCAAGGACUCAAAUAUCAAAUUCUUGAGAGCCUUGCCUAGAGAUUGGAAACCUAUGAUUGUGGCUCUAAGACAACCUCGAAACUUUAAUGAAUACUCUCUUGAUAAACUUUAUGGUAUUCUUAAAACUUAUGAGCUUGAAAUACAACAAGAUGAAGAACUGGAAAAGAGCUCCAAAAAGGAGAAGACUGUGGCCCUUGUAGCUGAAAAGGAAGAAGAAGAGGAGAAAGCAUUAAAGUCUGUGGCUAAAACUUCAAACAACAUCACUGGUGAAGGAAAGAAUGAAGCUGGAAAGAAUAAAGGAAAAGCCAUUGAAGAAAAUGAAGAACCUACAGCCCAAGAUGAGCUAGAUGAACUUGAUGGGCAUCUCGUCUUUCUUGCCAGAAAACUCUAUAAACUCAAGUUCAAAAGAAAUGCUACCAGUUCUAGACCAUUCAACAGAGGAAAUCAAUCCAAACCAUCUGGUAUGGUUGAUAGAUCAAAGUUCAAAUGCUUCAACUGUGGUCUACCUGGGCAUUUCUUUAAUGAAUGCAGAAGACCUGCUUCUGAGAAGAAAGGAUCUUCCUCUAAAAAUGUUGAUUAUAGGAGGAAAUAUUUUGAUCUGCUCAAGCAAAACAAGGAAACGACAUUCAUAACUGAGGAUGGUGACUGGGCUGCUGAUGAAGGUGAUUCUAACAAUGAGGAGCAUGUCAAUCUUGCUUUAAUGGCAAUUGGAGAUGAAGUUGAUUCUUCCAUCACUAGUGGUGGACAGGCUUCUGAACUUGCUAAAGAUGAGUUACUGACUGUUCUGAAAAGAGAAGAAAUUCUUAAAAAGCAAUUGGAAAGGGAACAAGAGAUUAUAGCUAAAUGGAAGGACUCUAGAAAUGUUCUUGAAAACAUGUGUUCCACUCAUGUUCUUGAAGAAUCUUGCAAGAACUCCUGGAAGAUGAACAAAAAGUUGUUAGAAGAAUCUGAUGUCUUAUUGGAUAAUGAUCAUCCAUUGACUGACAUUCCAUCAACGGAUGAGAACUAUCCAUCGAAGAAUCAGAUAGCAGUUGAUGAAGACCAACUCAAAAAGCUUGACAAGAAAUAUGGGCCCAUCAACAAGAACUUUGUGAAGGAAUCUGGUAGUUCCAAAAAGAUUGAAAAAGAAGGAAUUGGUCAUAGUGCAGAAAAGAUGGAGGCUGAAAAAGAAAGGAAAAAGAGCUCUAGGAAUGGCAAAGUUGGGAAUAAUAAAAGGAAUGAUUACACACCUGAUAAAAAUGCUGUUAGAAAAACUUGCUCUAAAUGUGGUAGUGUUAAUCAUCUUGCUAUUAACUGCAAAAAUGCUUUAUCUAAUCAUUGCAUGCCUAAUCCUAUGAUAAAUGCUCACCUGCCUUACAUGCAUAUGUUCCCAAAUGCCCCCAUUCAUUAUGCUAACAUGCAAUUCAUGCCUAAUCCUUAUUUUGGUGCAUUUAACAUGCAUAUUAUGCCUGUUCAUCAUGAUAAUAUGAAUCAUGCUUUUAUCAACCAUCUUUCUGGACACUCUACCAAUGUUGCUUCUUCUAAUUCUGCUAUGAUACCUAAAGUUAAGAAAUCUGUGUCUGAGGAUGAAGUUGUUUCUAAACCUUCUAAAUCCAAAGAAAACAAAUCUUCUAAACCAAAGGGAAGUAGAAAGAAUCUUUGGUACCUUGAUAGUGGAUGUUCAAGGCACAUGACUGGAGAUUCUACCCUGCUUAGCAAGUUUGAGGAAAGAGCUGGCCCAAGUAUCACCUUUGGAGAUGACAACAAAGGAUUUACUCUGGGAUAUGGCUUGAUUUCAAAAGGGAAUUUCAUCAUUGACAAUGUUGCACUAGUCAAAGGUCUCCAACAUAAUUUUCUUAGCAUUAGUCAACUUUGUGAUAGAGGACAUCAAGUUUGGUUCUCUACAAAAGCCUGUGUUAUUUCUGACAAGAAAGAUAACAAAGUGGUUCUUACUGGAAAUAGGAAGGGGAAUGUCUACAUAACUGACUUCAACUCUACCAGUGCAGAUUCUCUCACUUGCUUGUUCAGCAAAGCAAGUCUGGAUGACAAUUGGUUAUGGCAUAAGAAAUUAUCCUAUUUAAAUUUUAAAACUAUGAAUGAUCUUGUGAGAAAAGAUCUGAAGAAGUAUUGUCUUGUGAUUGUGGUUGAUUUUACAAAAUUUACUUGGACUUAUUUUCUUCAUGCCAAGGAUGAAUCAAGUGAAAUCAUCAUCAAUCACAUCAAGAUAGUUGACAACAUUGAUCCAAUCAGAAAAGUGUCAAGGAUCAGGAGUGACAAUGGAACUGAGUUCAAGAACUCUACUAUAAAAGACUUCUGUGAAGAAAAAGGUAUUCACCAUGAGUUCUCUGCUGCAAGAACUCCUCAACAGAAUGGUGUGGUUGAAAGAAAGAACAGAACUCUUAUUGAAGCUGCUAGAACAAUGCUUGAAGAAUCAAAAUUACCAACUUACUUUUGGGCUGAAGCUGUUAACACAACAUGUUACACUCAAAAUAUCUCUCUGAUAAAUCAAGCACUGACACCCUAUCAAUUGUUUAAAGGAAAGAAGCCAACCUUAAAUUUUCUACAUGUCUUUGGAUGCAAGUGUUUUGUGUUAAGAAAUCAAGGUGAAAAUCUUGGUAAAUUUGAAGCAAAGGCAGAUGAAGGGAUAUUUGUUGGGUAUGCUGCUGGAAAAGCCUACAGAGUCUACAACUUAAGGUUAAACAUUGUUAUUGAAUCUGUCCAUGUGAUGUUUGAUGACAAGAAAAUUCAAGGUCUAGAUGAUGAAGGGUUUCAUGAUGUUCUCCAAUUUGAAAAUGAGACAGAAGGAGUGAUAGAUAUUGAAAGUGAUGAUGAUGACUGUGCUGAACAUCUGAAUUCUAGUGAAAUUUCUUCAUCAAUUGGUAAUAAUGUAUCAAGUGCUAGAACAGCAGUUGAUGUACCUCAGUCUACAUCAAUGGCUAAUGAUCUCUCCAGUACUAGUUCAUCAAUGGCUAAUAGUUCAAGGUCCAGACACUUAGGGGGAGCCUCUCAAAAUGAAUCUGACUUUACAAAUGAAGCCAGUUCAUCUAGAUCAAAUCUUCCUCCACAAAAAAAAUGGACAAGGGAUCACCCCUUUGAGCUCAUUAUUGGAGAUGCAGCUGCAGGUGUCAAAACAAGAAGAGCAACCAUGGAUGAAUGUUUGUACAACAGUUUUCUAUCACAGGAAGAACCCAAAAAGGUUGAAGAAACUCUUCUUGACCCUGACUGGAUUUUAGCUACGCAAGAAGAGUUAAACCAGUUUGAAAGAAACAAAGUUUGGAAGCUGGUACCCGCCAAAAGAUAG